CUUCGGGAAAACGCCGAAGCGGUCGAGCGGGCUUUUCUGACGCCCACCGCGAUCGACCGUCGAGAGUGCGAAUCGGUCGAUCUCCUCCGUACGAUCUAGGUUCCGACGGUCGUGAUGGAAUCAGAUCUUCAACGCACGAAACUCGACGCCGCUCUAGGCUCUUCGACCCGAGAUGGUUCUAGAGAACGGACGAGACGACACCGCCGCUCUUCGUGUAUCUAAUCCCCCUCCUCACGGUGGCGGAAGACCUAGAGAGGAGAAGGUCUCGAUCGAGAGAGCUCGCUUCGUGUUGGAUCUAACAAAAGCUUGGCUCCGUUGAGAUCUCAUUUCCUUUGGCGCCCGGGAUACGAGGUAAUUGUAGAGAAGAUGAGUGUUGUUGGAUUCGACGUCGGAAAUGAGAGCUGCAUUGUAGCUGUUGCCCGUCAACGCGGCAUCGAUGUGGUGCUCAAUGAUGAGUCGAAGCGCGAGACCCCGGCGGUGGUAUGCUUUGGCGAGAAGCAGCGGUUCAUCGGCACUGCCGGAGCGGCGUCCUCCGUGAUGAACCCUAAGAACACGGUGUCGCAGAUUAAACGCCUUGUUGGCCGGAAAUUUUCUGAUCCCGAGCUCCAGAGGGAUAUCCAAUCGCUUCCGUUUAAGGUAACGGAAGGGCGGGAUGGGUUCCCGCUGAUCCAUGCCAACUACCUUGGCGAGCUGAGGGCCUUCACUCCGACGCAGAUUCUUGCGAUGGUCCUCUCCAAUCUGAAGAGUAUUGCCGAGACAAAUCUGCAUGCGGCGGUUGUGGAUUGUUGCAUAGGGAUUCCGGUUUACUUUACUGAUCUCCAGCGGAGGGCAGUGCUGGAUGCUGCUACUAUUGCUGGAUUGCACCCUCUCCGACUGCUCCAUGAGACCACUGCAACUGCAUUGGCUUAUGGUAUCUAUAAGACAGAUUUGCCAGAGAGUGAUCAGCUUAAUGUGGCUUUUGUUGAUGUGGGUCAUGCAAGCAUGCAGGUCUGCAUAGCUGGAUUCAAGAAGGGGAAGCUGAAGAUUUUGGCACAUUCUUAUGACCGAUCACUUGGAGGGAGAGACUUUGAUGAAGUGCUAUUCAAGCACUUCGCUGCCAAAUUUAAGGAUGAAUACAAGAUAGAUGUGUAUCAGAAUGCCCGUGCUUGCCUCAGGCUCCGGGCAGCAUGUGAAAAGCUGAAGAAGGUUCUUAGUGCGAACCCAGAAGCACCACUGAACAUCGAGUGUUUGAUGGAGGAGAAGGAUGUGAGGGGGUUUAUUAAGAGGGAAGAAUUUGAGCACAUCAGUGCCCCCAUAUUGGAGCGCGUUAAGGGACCAUUGGAGAAGGCACUUGCAGAAGCUGGCCUGAGUGUAGAGAACAUACACUCGGUUGAGGUUGUUGGAUCAGGCUCUCGGGUUCCUGCUAUUAUUAGGAUAUUAACAGAGUUUUUUGGGAAAGAGCCUAGACGGACCAUGAACGCAAGUGAGUGUGUUGCUCGGGGCUGCGCUCUACAAUGUGCUAUUCUUAGUCCUACGUUUAAAGUGCGGGAAUUUCAGGUUCAUGAGAGUUUCCCCUUUUCAAUAGCGCUGUCAUGGAAAGGAUCUGCCCCUGAUUCUCAGACUGUUGGAUCAGAAAACCAGCAGAGUUCAGUUGUUUUUCCAAAAGGGAAUCCAAUCCCAAGUGUCAAAGCUCUUGCAUUUUAUAGAUCUAGAACUUUCACAGUUGAUGUUGUGUAUGCUGAUGUGGGUGAUUUGCAAGUUCCAGCGGAAAUUUGCACAUACACGAUUGGUCCUUUCCAAACCAGCAAAGGUGAGCGUGCUAAGUUGAAAGUAAAAGUUCGGUUGAAUCUCCAUGGAAUUGUUUCUAUUGAGUCGGCCACUAUGUUGGAAGAAGAGGAAGUUGAAGUUGCAGUAUCCGACACGGCAGAGGUGACAAAGGAGUCUAUGGACAUGGAUGAAGCAACAAAAUUUUCCUCUAAAACUGAAAAUGAUGAAAAUUGUUCCUCCAAAACUGAAAAUGAUGUAGACAUGCAGGAAGCUGAAGGAACCACUGACAAUUCUAGUGCUGGGUUCGAGAAUGGAGCACCAAAGGCCAGGGAAAAGCCUGUUCAGAUGGAUACAGAUUCCAAGGUUGAAGUUUCGAAAAAGAAGGUCAAGAAAACCAAUGUGCCUGUGACCGAGUUGGUUUAUGGUGGGAUGUUGGCUGAAGAAUUGCAAAGAGCAGUCGAGAAAGAGUUUGAAAUGGCCCUCCAAGACAGGGUGAUGGAAGAAACGAAGGACAAGAAAAAUGCCGUGGAGGCAUAUGUGUACGAUAUGCGUAACAAGUUGUAUGACAAAUAUCAGGAUUUUGUUACACCAACAGAGAAGGAAGCGCUUAUCAUGAAGCUUCAGGAGGUUGAGGAUUGGUUGUAUGAAGAUGGAGAGGAUGAAACAAAGGGUGUUUAUGUUGCUAAGCUUGAGGAGCUCAAAAAGACGGGUGAUCCGGUCGAAGAGCGUUACAAGGAAUGGACAGAGAGAGGUCCUGCCGUUGAUCAACUGGCUUAUUGUAUUAAUAGUUUCAGAGAAGUGGCUUUGUCCAAUGAUCCCAAAUUUGAUCACAUAGAUUUAGCUGAAAAGCAGAAGGUAAUUAAUGAAUGUGGAGAAGCAGAAGCAUGGUUAAGGGAGAAGAAACAGCAGCAGGAUGCUUUACCUAAAUAUGCCAAUCCGGUUCUUCUUUCUCCGGAUCUAAAGAGAAAAGCUGAGACACUAGACAGGUUUUGCAAGCCGAUAAUGACAAAGCCGAGGCCACCUCCACCCAAGCCACAGCCUUCUCCGACUGAGGCACCACCAGCUCAACCUCAGACCGCUGAGCAGCAGCAGGCUUCCGAUGGAAGCAGACCGACACCACCUGCAACAGCUUCCGAGCCGAUGGACACCGACAAAUCAGGGGGUGAACCUGCAGCGUGAAGGAUGAUCUCAGUUUCAAACCAUCCUCAGUUUGUUGGAGCAGCAUGAAAUGGUCAGUUGGGUACUCUUAAAUCUCAGUCUUGUGUUUUACUUAUUUGUAGCAAAUGUGGAUUGUCGUGAAAUCCAGCGAGAAAGGUGUCCUUUUGGGGUUUGGGGGGUCUUUAAUCCGGCAAAUUGGUUCCUCCUGUUGAAAUCUGCCAAUUUUACAGCUUCACCUGUUUUGGUUUAAUUUAUGGCAAUACAUCGGACAUCAUUCAUAUG
Messenger RNA from Musa acuminata AAA Group (dessert banana), 3186 nucleotides. RefSeq names its product heat shock 70 kDa protein 15. The transcript has 10 exons. Lineage: Eukaryota; Viridiplantae; Streptophyta; Magnoliopsida; Zingiberales; Musaceae. The record is from RefSeq and is a predicted model, not a curated record. Gene Ontology annotation, biological process: protein folding. Gene Ontology annotation, molecular function: ATP-dependent protein folding chaperone; ATP binding. Bases 367 to 2925 code for a protein of 852 amino acids. Gene Ontology annotation, cellular component: nucleus; cytosol.